This is a messenger RNA of Didymosphaeria variabile, 1551 nucleotides long. RefSeq lists its product as uncharacterized. Gene Ontology annotation, biological process: amino acid transmembrane transport. Bases 1 to 1551 code for a protein of 516 amino acids. Gene Ontology annotation, molecular function: L-amino acid transmembrane transporter activity. The record is from RefSeq and is a predicted model, not a curated record. Gene Ontology annotation, cellular component: membrane. The transcript is spliced from 4 exons. Lineage: Eukaryota; Fungi; Ascomycota; Dothideomycetes; Pleosporales; Didymosphaeriaceae.
AUGGCGUCAACAGAACAGACGCCUCUUCUACAGGAAGAAGAUUCAUCAAUUAUUCCUCCCGAGGGUGAAGCCCCACAACCAAGAGGUACCUUCGCCCGCCGUUUAGGCGCCCUUGACGGCUUCGCGCUCCUUAUCAGCAUCGUGAUCGGCUCAGGCGUUUUCUCUUCUCCCGGCCCUGUUGAUGCGAAUGUACCUUCUCCAGGCGCUGCCCUUUUGAUCUGGCUUCUAGGCGGCGUCUUAGCAUGGACCGGUGCACUCACCAUGGCCGAGCUUGGCACGGCGUUUCCUGGCGAAGGCGGCAUCCAGCCAUACCUCUCAUACAUUUAUGGUGAGGUCUUCGGCUACAUGGCAGCUUGGAGUUGGAUUGUCGCAACGAUGCCUGCUACGCUUGCCAUCCUUAGCAUCGUCUUCGUGGAGAGCAUUUACUCCAGCUUUGGCGUCAAUGAACCCCAACCGCCGAUUACGCAUAAGCUAUUGUCGUUGUUGGUUCUGGUGGUGGUCAGUACGGCGAAUUCGAUUAGUACUAAGACAAGCACGCGGUUGAGUAGCUUCUUCGUGGCUAUCAAGCUUCUCACGAUUUUCUUACUUAUCGUUGCGGGUUUGACGGCUGUCUUCAUGUUCGUAGUUGGCCACAACGACCUUGGGGGUGGGGACUGGCAUGAGAAGAGUUGGUUCGAGUCGAGGAGCACGGUCAAUCCUGACGGAAGUCCGUUGGACUGGAAGGGUGUGAGUGCAUGGCAGAGUCUUGGAUUCUACAGCACAGCGCUGUAUGGUGCUCUAUGGGCGUACUCGGGAUGGGAUAAAGCAAACUAUGUCGCCGCUGAGCUUCGAAACCCGCGAAAGCAGCUUCCACUGUCUAUCAAUACUGCUAUUCCAACUAUCAUCGUCUGCUAUGUCGCCGCGAAUGCAGUUUACUACGUUCUGCUACCCUGGAGAGUGGUCUCUACGACGGAUGCUGCUGCUGUGACCGCCGUGACGCAUUUCCUCGGUAAAGGCGUGGCCUAUUUUGCAACGGCCCUCAUCUGCCUCGUCAUUGCCGGGUCAGCACUGGGCAACUCCUUUGUAGCCGGCCGCAUGACGGUCGCAGCAUCCAACAAGGGCUGGAUUCCUCAACUUCUGGGCACCGUGGGUCAUAUCGGAACAUUCAGAGUCUCCAAAUCCAGUACGGAAGGCGAUCAUACUGGUGAAGCCAUGGACAAAGGCGAGUCCCCCAUCAAUUCGCUGAUUCUCAACACCGGACUCUCGGCUAUCUACAUCCUUCUGGGCAACAUGCGUAUCCUCCUAACCUUAAAUGGACUGGCCGAAUACGCUUUCUUCUUCCUCACGGUGCUGGGCGCGAUCAUAUUGCGCUUCAAGGAGCCCGAGUUGGAGCGCCCAGUGAAGCCGUUCAUCUUGAUACCGAUUCUCUUCGCAGUCAUUAGCGGCUUUGUGGUAGUGCGCGGAGCUGUGUUUGCGCCGGUACAAGCUAGCAUCCUACUCGGCAUUUGGGCUAUUGGGUUGGCAUUAUAUUAUGUGAGGAGGAAUGUAGUGAACAGGCGCAUCGCAGUGUGA